GUUGGCAGUUCGUUGAAAAGAUGUGACGUUCAGGCCUUUUCUCCUUCACCACGUUUUCGCGGAAGCAAGCGUAGAGAAUCCCGGGCUGAAUUUAGCUUGUUAAAAUGAAGAUCGGACUGUGUGCAUUCAGUGGGUUCAAAAUCUACCCAGGUAGUGGCAAGACUCUGGUGAAGGCUGACGGUAAGACACAUGUCUUCCUCAACAAAAAAUGUGAGCGCUCAUUUCUCAUGAAGCGUAAUCCGCGCAAGGUGAAGUGGACGGUGCUGUACCGCCGCAAGCACAAGAAGGGCAUCGUGGAGGAAGCGUCGAAGAAGCGUACGCGCCGCACGCAGAAAUUCCAACGUGCUAUUGUCGGUGCUUCUAUCACGGACAUCAUGGCUAAGCGAAACAUGAAGCCAGAAGUCCGUAAGGCACAGCGUGAACAGGCCAUCAAGGUCGCCAAGGACGCCAAGAAGGCGAAACAGGUGGAGAAGAAGGUUAAGACGCAGCCGAACCCGAAGCAACAGAAAACCAAGGCUACCAAGGUAUCGCAAAAGGCUGCGCCGCGCGUCGGGGGCAAGCGAUAGAGUUUUGCCUCUUGAUGUGCUUUAUGUCUGAUCGAAUGUUGAUGAGCAAUCACUGCUUUUGCCGCAUGUUCAACAAACGUCUCGGAAAUAUGAAAUAAGAAUUCAGCCACAUGCUGUAGUAUGUGGUUGUAAAGAAACA
Molecule: messenger RNA, 705 nt
Organism: Anopheles darlingi
Lineage: Eukaryota; Metazoa; Arthropoda; Insecta; Diptera; Culicidae
Gene: RpL24
Product: 60S ribosomal protein L24
Exons: 4
Coding region: 105-566 (153 amino acids)
Biological process (GO): cytoplasmic translation
Cellular component (GO): cytosolic large ribosomal subunit
Molecular function (GO): mRNA binding; structural constituent of ribosome
Source: RefSeq, a predicted model, not a curated record